GCGGAGAUGUUAGAAUUCCAUAUUCUUUUGGAAUAGGUCCCAAUUGUUACUUAGAUAAAUGGUUCUCCAUAGGGUGCAAGAACUCAAGCAGCAACAACAACGGAGUCGCACCUUACUUGAUAAAGAUCGAUCUUGAGGUGCUGGAAAUUUCAUUGAAUGGAAGCUACCUUCGAGUCAACAAUCCAGUAACAUCUCCCAACUGCCCCAUCAACAACAACUCAAGCUUGGAUUCAAGCAUUGACUUGAGAUCUAGCCCUUUUCGCUUCUCAGAAAUAAACAACGUCUUCGUGGCCACGGGCAUUAAAUGCGGCACGAGGGCCAAAUUAUGUGAUUGGACCGACAAGGAGAUUACCAAUUGCAUGUCUACUUGCGAUUCUGCUAAUAGUUCUACUUGCACGGUCGGAUUCUCAAGCGCGCAGUAUCUGCAGGGUUACAAGGUGAAUUUCGAAGCCUUAACACGCAUAGGAAUUAUGGAUGUAUCAUGUACGUAUGCGUUCGUGGUAGAUAUGAAUAAUAGUUCCGUCAACUACUCCGCUGAGCAAACUCAUGUCCCUGCUGUUCUCAAUUGGGUUGUACACAAUAUCACACAACUCGGAUUGGUUGCCGACAACAAUAACAAUAGCUACUCCCGUAUUCAGGGGUCGUCGGCUUAUUCUUCUAUCUCGGACUUUUAUUUUGUUGUUCAUAGCCUCAAGUGCGUUUGCAAUUUUCCAUUCUAUGGAAAUCCUUAUUUUUCCAAUGGAUGCGUAGGUGUUUGUGCUGGAUCAGCAGGAUUAUUGUUUUUACUUAUUGCUUCAUGGUGGCUGUACAAAGUAAUGAAGAAAAUAAAUGACAAGAAACGCAAGGAAAAUUUCUUCAAGCGAAAUGGCGGUUUCUUGCUACAACACAAGUUAUCCUCAUGUGAUGGCAGUGAAAAAAUCAAAUUGUUUGAUUCGAAGGAGUUGGAGAAAGCCACCGAUCAUUACCAUGAAGAUCGUAUUCUCGGCCAAGGAGGCCAAGGUACUGUUUACAAAGGCAUGUUGUCAGAUGGAAGAAUUAUAGCUGUUAAAAAGUCUAAGGUUAUCGACAAUGGACAAGUUGAGCAAUUCAUCAAUGAAGUCGUCAUUCUUUCACAAAUUGUCCAUAGGAAUAUAGUCAAGCUCUUAGGUUGUUGUUUAGAGACCAACGUUCCAAUACUAAUAUAUGAGUUCAUUCCAAAUGGAACACUCUCUCAACAUAUUCAUGAUCCAAACGAGGAUUUCCUACUUUCAUGGGAGAUGCGCUUUCGGAUUGCUACAGAAGUUGCUGGAGCUCUUUCCUACUUGCAUUAUGCAGCUUCCAUACCCAUCUAUCAUCGAGACAUGAAGUCAACCAACAUACUCCUAGACAAUAAAUACAAAGCAAAAGUUUCUGACUUUGGAACUUCAACAUCAAUUGAUGUUGAUAAUACUCAUUUGACCACACGAGUACAGGGGACAUUUGGGUACUUGGAUCCAGAGUACUUCCAAUCGAGCCAAUUUACUGAUAAAAGUGAUGUUUAUAGUUUUGGAGUUGUUAUUGUUGAGCUUCUAACUGGGCAAAAACCAAUCUCUUCCACCAGAUCCCAAGAAAACAGGAGUUUAGUCACACAUUUUAUGGAAUCAAUGGAGGAAAAUUGUCUACUUGAGAUUCUUGAUCCACGGAUUCUCAAGGAUGGUCGGAGAGAAGAGAUGAUUGCUGUUGCUCACCUCGCAAAAAGAUGUCUAAACUUGAAUGGGAAAAAGAGGCCUACAAUGAAAGAUGUAACAGUUGAGUUGGAAGGAAUUAGAAUGUCACAAGGAAGUUCAACCAUUCACCAACACUAUGAAGAAGUUGAAUACAAUACAACCGAUUUGACUAGGGCUUUGGAUGUUGCUUCAACAACAACAGGGACAUUUUUAGAUAGUGGGAGUGGCACAUCUUUAUCAUUUGAUGUCCGACCACUAUUGCAUACUAUGUAGUGAAGUAUAAACUAUACAUACAAUGCUUGUCCAUGCUAGAUAUUUACCAUAAAGCUUUGUUAUUCAAAUGUUAAUUAUGUACUAGUAUGUAAUGUUACAAACAUAUGUACUAAUUACUUAUGCUUUGGAUUGGCAGCAAUAGUAGUUUUCUAUAC
Camellia sinensis is the source of this 2113-nucleotide messenger RNA. The record is from RefSeq and is a predicted model, not a curated record. NCBI's taxonomy places the organism in Eukaryota, Viridiplantae, Streptophyta, Magnoliopsida, Ericales, Theaceae.